AGAAGUCUGUGGCUGAAGCAUGGACUCGGAAUAGUACCCCCAAGUAAUCACACUGAUUAUUCUCUUCGAUUCAAUAAUUUAUAUAAAAUUGUUGAGGUACUGCCUGAGGCUACGCCGGCGCGAGCCGCGGCGAUAAGCCGACGGGAAGUUUUCUUUUCGAUCUCUCGCGGGAUUGGUUUACAGCAAGGUUAACGGCUUCGGGGAUUUCCGAUGUCUUUGUAUAUUGGUAAUCUAUCAGCUCGCACACGCAGAGAUGAACUUGAACGUGUCUUCAGGAGGUUUGGGCGGUGUAACUUGCAGCUGAAAGAUGGAUUCGGUUUUGUAGUAUAUGACUUUUCCCUGAAUGCUGAGAAAGCUUUGAGAGCACUAGAGGGUAGAAACAUUUGUGGGGAGCCAUUAAACCUUUCAUGGUCAAAUAAGCAGCCUAAACCAUUUCAAAAGUAUGGAAGAGGUGCCAGAGGAUAUGAGUUACGUGGGAGGAAUUCUGCUAGUAGAAAAACAAGUUUAAAUGAUUGGCGGGAUUACAGAUCAGAUAUUAAGCCACCAGAUGGUAAUGGUGCAAGGCUUAACUCCGAAGAACUGCUUGAUGAAGGCAGAGAUUUCCAUCAUGAAAAUAUAGAAGAUUACAAUGGACAAGAACUUUACAAUUUUAGGGAAGAUUUACCAGCCGAUGGUGGUGGUGGUGUACCCAAGAUGGUGGACAAUGGUAGAUGGGGUGAGCAAGUUGAUGACCUGGCAAAUGACAAUGGGGAUACUAAUGGGAUGAUGUUCGAUAGAUAUGAACCUUACCAGGGUUACGAUAGGAAUGAUAAAGAUGAAAUUCGUUUGAUGGCAAAUUCUGAUGGUACUGCUCGUCGGAGUCUUCACGAAAAUGUAAGGAGAGACCAUGAUAAUGAUACAAUUUUGAACCGCCAUAAUGUUUCAAAAUCCCAGCAAACUUGUUAUAGCUGUGGGGAUAGAGGUCAUAAAAUGCGAAAUUGCCCCAGACAACAUCCUCCUCGGAAAAGGUUUACAAGGUUCAAUCAUAGGCAAGAUGAUGACAUUAAAACAAGAAGUCGACAUGAAGGCAGGCUAGAAAGAUUUGGAUCCAAGCCCUGGGAAAGGAUGCAGUCAGGUAGAGAUACUGCAUUGAGGCACAGGAAUGAUAGUAGGACAUCUGAUUCGGGAAAGGUUCAAAUGUUGGUGAAUCGAAAUUCUCCUUUAAUAAAGCAAACUGAUAGGCCUCAAAGAAAGGAACAUGGAGGAAAGAAGAGAAGUCGGAGGGAAACUGGAUCUCCUAAAAGAUAUAGUGCAAAGAGAGCGAGGAGGUCAGUUUCAUCACCUUUACAUUCUGGAUAUCCUGUCUCAAGAUCACACUCAACUUCAAAAUCCGUGCCAAGGUCGAUUUCGCGAUCGAGAUUGAGAUCCAUAUCUUCUGGAGCUGAUUCUUUGUCAUCCAAGUCAAAAUCUAGCUCAAAGUCGCACUGUUCAAAAUCUAGACGUCCCAAGUCUAGGUCAAGGUCAAGUCCUACUACUUCGUUGUCUCUGUCUGUAUCUCUUGGCCAUCUACCAUCCUCUACUGGCAGGGCACAGCUGAAUCACAAAGGCUUAGGUAAAGCUACCGGUGCCAGUACUGAAUUCAAGGACAUUGAGGAUGAACAAAGAGAACUGAUAGAAAGUGAUGGCUUCUUUGAGAAAGCGGACAUCGAAAAUACAACAGUUGCUAUGAAUGGUGAAAAUGCAGUGUCACAAUUCAACAUGGAAGAGGUUACGAGAGAGAACCAGCCUUUAUGUAGGGGCGAUGAUGUAACAUCUAGGUCAUCAUUUGAAGUAACAAAUCCUGGCACCCCCCUACCAGAGACAAGCACCCUUGCUGCUGGGAGUUUGUCUCCAGAGGGUAUGAAAGAGACUUUGGAUCAUCAAAAUUCCAGUGCCUUGAUCACAGCGCAUGUGCCAAAAACAAUAGAGCAAUCAGAUUCAGAAUCCAAUGCCGAUGCAGGCCGCUCAACAAGCAUAUCCAUGGAAGAGUUGUGCAUGGCUCUGAAGCACUAUGGUCUGGAACUCCCGAAGGAAAACGAAGGACAUUUAUCCAUAGAGGCUUACUUUGGUUCUGCUCGCAUGUGGCCUUGGCAGAUUAUCUAUUACCGGAGGAUUAGAAAGGGCCCAAUUUCAAUUCAAAACUAUGCCAGGCGGGUUGCUCAGAAUCAAGAAUUUGGUAUUGCUGAUAGGUACAUAAGAAGUAGUAGCGGAUGGGGAGAGGUGGAUCAGCACAAAAAACAUUUUGUUGGUUAAUAUCACCAAGUCAUUCUUCUUCUCUCUUCAGGUGCUUGUAAUUCAGUUUUUAGGGCCAGCAAUAGCGGGCCCAUAAAAGGAUCGCUCAUAUUUAAUAUUACACGUCUUAUAAUUUUUCUCUUUAAGAAAA
This is a messenger RNA of Ziziphus jujuba (common jujube), 2401 nucleotides long. RefSeq lists its product as uncharacterized. The coding region runs from base 211 to 2271 and encodes 686 amino acids. The transcript is spliced from 2 exons. NCBI's taxonomy places the organism in Eukaryota, Viridiplantae, Streptophyta, Magnoliopsida, Rosales, Rhamnaceae. The record is from RefSeq and is a predicted model, not a curated record. Gene Ontology annotation, molecular function: zinc ion binding; RNA binding.